Messenger RNA from Rhododendron vialii, 1023 nucleotides. RefSeq lists its product as uncharacterized. The record is from RefSeq and is a predicted model, not a curated record. The transcript has 3 exons. Bases 1 to 1023 code for a protein of 340 amino acids. Gene Ontology annotation, molecular function: nucleic acid binding; zinc ion binding. NCBI's taxonomy places the organism in Eukaryota, Viridiplantae, Streptophyta, Magnoliopsida, Ericales, Ericaceae.
AUGCGAGAUGCACUGAGUGCUGAAUUUCAACUGCUAAAGCAAGGUGAAAAGAUGAAUGUAGCUGAGUAUGCUACUGAAUUUACAAGGUUAUCCCCAUAUGCUUCGCAUUUGGUGGAUAGUGAAGAGAAGAAGACAAGGAGGUUUGAAGAUGGAUUGAGGCCAGAUAUUGCGGCAGCAAUUAAACCUAUGAGGUUGGAAAUGUAUGCACAAGUGUUUGAUCGAGCGGUGAUAGUGGAGCAAGGGAAAAUAUCUCUCCGCCAGUUUCAUGAUAAUAAAAGGAAGGUAGGGACAAGUGGAGGAAACAACUACAAUAACAGUAACAAGAAACCGAACGCUGGGAAUGGAAGUCAGGGGAAUAAGCAAAAUAGGAAUUCAAGGGGAGGAGUACCCAAAUGUACAACUUGCGGGAAGAAUCACUACGGGGCUUGCCGAGGCAACAAUCUAGGGUGUUUCAACUAUGGACAACAAGGUCACAUUUGGAAGGAUUGCCCAAAGCUGACAGGGGCAAAUGCAAUAUCCGGCAACCGCAAUAACCAUCAGGCCAAUCCGAACCACACGCAGGGGCAGAAUCGAAACAACAAUCAGGGACAAGUGGCUAACAACCAACAGCAAGGAAGGGCAUUUGCAUUAGUACCAGGAGAUGCCAGGAAUGUGGAAGCUGUGGUGGCAGGGGACCAUCAAUUACCCGUCGAUCUAGUACUUAUGGACAUAGGGCAUUUUGACGUUAUUCUCAGCAUGGAUUGGCUAUCCAAGAACUUCGCAACAAUCGACUGUAAUCGGAAGAUUGUGGACUUUCGAGAUCCGAGUCGAGAGAAGUUUCAAUUCAAAGGGAGCGAAAUAAUCGUACCACCCUAUUUAAUCUCUGCCAUUAGUGCCCGACAUCUUUUGAGACGUAAGUGCGUGGGAUACCUAUGUAAUGUGAUUGAUACAAUCGCAUCUAGUCCCACGAUGUCUGACAUUCCCAUAGUUUGCGAUUUUCCGGAGGUAUUUCCAGAAGACCUUCCAGGAACCCCUAUUGAAUGA